This is a messenger RNA of Clonostachys rhizophaga, 1284 nucleotides long. The record is from the annotation of a GenBank genome assembly. NCBI's taxonomy places the organism in Eukaryota, Fungi, Ascomycota, Sordariomycetes, Hypocreales, Bionectriaceae.
AUGCCCGAGAACGAUGUAGCCGACUCGACGGACUGGCUUUCGACGUCAUUACCUGCGCUGGCGCGAGUCGAGGCAUCACUCCGCUGCCAAGUCUGCAAGGACUUCUACGAAACGCCCAUGAUCACAACCUGCUCACACACGUUCUGCUCGCUGUGUAUUCGGAGAGCCCUGUCCAACGACAGCAAGUGUCCAGUGUGCCGUGCGGGAGAGCAGGAGGUCAAGCUCCGCAGCAACUGGUCCGUGGAGGAGGCGGUGGAAUCUUUCAAGGCGGCGCGGUCUGCCGUACUGGAGCUUGCGCAACGGAAACCCGACCCGCCACCACCCCGGUCGCCGAAGAGGAAAACGAGAGACGGCGAGGACGGGUCACAGUCAGAGCCUGCGCCUGAUGCGAAGAGGCUGCGGUCGUCGGCGAGGUUAAGUCGAAACAAGCAGCCAGUAUCAUAUGCGGUAGCACCAGAGGUUGAAGAAGAGGAGGUUGUGCCAGCUAGCGACACGGAAGAGGAUGAGUUCGUCCCUGAACCUGCCGAUGGCUUGGUUGCCUGUCCCAUGUGCCAGAAACGGAUGAAGGAGUGGCAGGUUUUCGGGCAUAUAGAGUCGUGUACUGGACCUUCAACGAAGAAAGAAAGCACAAAUACGACGCAGCUGGGCGCUACAGGGCGGACACAUAACACAACCUACGAAAGGCUACCGGGUCUGAGUUACGGCUUGUUCAAGGAAAAUGCAUUGCGCAAGAAAUUGGGCGACCUAAAGAUACCCAACCACGGACCCCGACAAAUUCUCGAGAAACGACAUAGGGAAUGGGUGACGCUGUGGAACGCCAACUGCGAUGCGGCACGACCAAAGAAUCGUAUGCAGCUGUUACAGGAACUUGAUACGUGGGAGAAGACGCAGGGAAGUCGUGCGCCAACCACAGGCCGGGCAGCUCAGAAUGCCGCUCUAAUCAAGGACAAAGAUUUCGACGGUGCCGCCUGGGCCACACGACAUAAUGACUCAUUCCAGGAUUUGAUUGCUAAUGCAAGAAAGUCACGUAUGGAAACCAAACAAAAACCGAAGACGGAUGAGAGUCUUGAAGCCCCUCCCCCAAAGGACAGCAUACCUCAAGAAAUUGCCGAAGCAGUAAUAGAUGUGACUCCUAGCUCUGUACAUCUACAGACGCUCGACACCAAUGAAAAUAAAUUACCCACUGGAUCAGGAGGGAUCCCUGGGCUGAUAGAAGGAAGCAACAGUACAAGUACAAGACCCUAUCGUCCGUUCAAACUACAUGUAUCCAUGAUUAACGUCUAA